Messenger RNA from Ahaetulla prasina, 2361 nucleotides. RefSeq names its product peroxisomal biogenesis factor 11 alpha (gene PEX11A). Bases 106 to 837 code for a protein of 243 amino acids. Gene Ontology annotation, biological process: peroxisome fission; regulation of peroxisome size. The transcript is spliced from 3 exons. Gene Ontology annotation, cellular component: peroxisomal membrane. Lineage: Eukaryota; Metazoa; Chordata; Lepidosauria; Squamata; Colubridae. The record is from RefSeq and is a predicted model, not a curated record.
CUUCCAGCCCCGCCCCCUCGCUCCCUCCCUCUCUCCCCCCCUUGGAGAAACAGCUGAUUCCUGGCCAGAGUUCGGAGAGGUCCGGCGGUGCUUGCAGGUGGCACGAUGGAGACUUUUGUGCACUUCACCAACCAGACGCAGGGUCGGGAGCGGCUCUUUCGAGCCACUCAGUACUCAUGCAUGCUGCUUAGCUAUAUUUUAGAGCGUAAGACUCACCGGGAGAAAGUGGUUAUGAAGCUCAGACUUCUGGAAUCGAGCAUGAGCUCAGGACGCAAGAUGUUUCGGCUUGGCAAUAUCGUGCAUGCCAUGGUGGCAGCCCAUCAAGCUUCCCAGUUGCCCCAGGCCAUUCCCCGCUUCUGCCUGACCGCCUCCAACGUCAACCGGGUUAUGUACUUCGCCUGUGACACCGUCUUGUGGGUGAAGAGCGUUGGGCUCCUCUCGGAGGUCAACCAGAAGAAGUGGCGCACCUGGGCGACCAAAUGCUACUACUAUUCCCUGGUGAUUAACCUGGUCAAGGACUUUUAUGAGCUCUGCUGGCGCAUGAAGCAGACAGCGUGUAACCGGAAGCCCGAAAAGACCUUGACUCCUGGCAGGCAGAAAUUCCAAUUCCUGGCCAACGGUGAGCUACAGACUUUUCUCCUGCUUGUAUUCCUCACGUUAAAGAACUAUCCACCCCUCUUACUGGACACGGUGAAGAACCUUUGCGAUAUCUUCAGUCCGUUGGACCGUCUGGGCAUCUACAAGACCAACCCUGGAGUUAUAGGGCUGUGUGGUCUUAUCUCUUCCAUGGUGGGAAUCCUUACUGUGAUAAGGCCGCACUUACGGUUGAAACAUUGAUUUUCUCUCAAGGGCUUCCCUUUUGCACAGUGGCGUUUCACACCUCGUGCAUUUUGCCUUCCCCUCUUUGAUGAUGGGAGUUUUGUCCUUGUUGAAUUCUUUCUUCUUCCCUUGUGCUGUCACAUUGGGCAGCCCAAAUAACCUGAGUUAAAUUUGGAGAGAGGGAUAAAGGGCCCCCUUGACCAGUAUUGGGAUUCAAAUAAUUUAACAACCGGGUUCUCUGCCCUAAUGAUUUCUUUCAACAACCAGUUCACCAAACUGCUCAGAAAGUUAACAGCCGGUUCUUCCGAAGUGGUGCAAACCGGCUGAAUCCCACCACUGCCCUUGACCGAAGAUCUUUCUCCAGCUACGCAACAGAAGGAGCAAGACAGUCACUACUCAAGAUGAGACGGUAUCAAAAGUCCUUGGUGAGGAGCCGGUCAAUCUUUUUAUCCUGGGAUAGAGAGAACAGCAGAUUCGAAGUUAAUUUAAAUUAGAAUUGCCUUUUUUUUUUUAAGUUUAUGUAAUUCCUUUCCUCCCCAUCUCAGCAUUGGUUGAUAUCAGGAUUUCUUGCUGUUAUCUGGGAUGAAUUCCGGAGCUUAACAAACCCUCUUUAACCAGAAACAUUUAGUUUACAUGUUCACAGGCAGCCGAGUUGCUGCCUCUAGCUAACGUUUAGCUAUUUUUGUUUCUGGUCAGACUGUGAAGUUUUUUUUUUAUGAUUUUUUGCUUUUAUGCCACGCUCAUUCUUUUGCCUGUGAAAUCAAGAUGGGCAUGUGUUCAUCAAAAACACAUUUGAUCUCCCAGAAGAACGGUAUAUAGCAGUGAUGGCGAACCUUUUUAGCACCAAGUACCGAAAAGGGAACGUGUGAGCGUGUCUGGGUCGCAACCCAGAAAAGGAGCUGCCCAGGGCACAUGCGCGUGCCCGAAAAUGAACUUCCGGUUUCAGCUACUGAACUUCCGGUUUCAGCUACUGAACUUCCGGUUUCAGCUACUGAACUUCCGGUUUCAGCUACUGAACUUCCGGUUUCAGCCAGCUGCUCUUCCGGUUUCAGCUACUGAACUUCCGGUUUCAGCCAGCUGCUCUUCCGGGUUUCUGGCGUGCAUGCUCACCUAGGAAAACGGAAGACCAGCUAGAAGAUCUUCUAGUUUCCAGCAUUGCCGCAUACAAAAAGGCCAGCUGAUUGUCGCGCGCGCAUGCGUGCCAGUAACCUGCAGGGGAUGCAGAGCCAGGCGACGUGACUCCGCGUGCCGCUUCGAGCAUUGCUUUCAGGUGCUCAGUGUGCAGCGGAGGUGAGGGAGAAGUGUUUUUGUGUAUUUGUGUGUGUUUGUACUUAAUCUAUGCAUUGCUAGAAAGGAGACCGUUCACCGUGGUUGGCGGAUGGGACUAAGAAACAGUAUUGUGCCUUUUUUCUUCAGCAUUCCGAUUCGGGAAUAAGUGCCAUUGUAUUGCCAUUGUAAAUAAAAGAAUAUCUAAGCCUUUCACGUUGCAAACGAGUCCGCUGUUAGCUUUAUAGCGCAUAGUAAGAUGUAUACUAAGUCCUC